AUGGAGAUACUACUCGAUUAUCUAGAAGAGGAUUCCAGGAACGUGUUCAUCGAUUUGACUCCUCGGACAUUAUCGUCUUCGCCAGAGGAAUGCUCGGCAAGCUAUUUACCAGGAUUUGUGAAGCCAAUCUGUACGACGAUAGGUGAUGAGAAAUAUGAACAUCUUCUACUUCAAGGGGCGUUGACCCUGCCCAGCUUUCCGCUUCAACAAGCCCUGUUACAGACAUUCUUUGAGUGUGUGUUGCCAAGUAUGCCGAUCAUAAAUUGGCAGACUUUUAUCAACAUUGUGAGCAACAAAGAAGGUGGCCAAGGCCAGAUUAGCUUGCUUCUAUUCCAAACAAUCAUGUUCUCAGCAACUGCCUUUGUCAACCUUGACCACCUUCAAAAGGCUGGCUACUCGAGCCGAGAGGAGGCUCAUGAAGCGUUCUUCCAAAAAGCACAUCUUCUAUACCAGUCGCAUUACGAACCCGAUCCACUUGCCAAUCUUCAAGCUCUACUUCUCAUGACAUACCGUGCCAAAGCCGCAGACGGUAAAGAUAGUCGAUACUGGAUUGAGGUUGCCAUUUCACUGGCAUUAAUAAUGGGGCUUUUUCGAAACCUUCCCAGCGGUUAUGCUGGACACCACAAUCAAAAGCUUCACAGAAGAAUCGCUUGGACAUGUUACAUGGCGGACUCCUUUAUCGCGCUCAGACUAAGAUGCUUGCCGCUAAUUAGAAGUGUCGAUUUCAACCUUUCCAUGCUAACUGAAGAUGACUUUGACUUUGGACACAUACCCAUGGAGAGCCAACUCUUGCUUCCCGGGUGCACUUUUAUUCGGCGUCGAGAGGUUCAAAGGUACCUGGCCGAUAUCUGUGUUUCCCAGGCUCAGUUAUCUUUAUGCAUCAGGAGAGUGUUAAAUGUUCAGGCCAGGUGCAACUCAGCGGAAUUAUCUUCCGAGACUACCGCCAAAACACCAGAUACUCAGAACAAACACCACUCAGAUUAUCUCACCAGUAUUUGGAUGUCUCAGAAGGCAUUGGCAGACUGGGAGUAUUGCUUGCCACCCAUAUGUCAGCGUCCACCAACAGUGUUUGGGAUCGGCAGCAAUGAAAGCGCUAUAGUUACCCUCCACCGCAACGUCUUGCACAUGGUCUACCACGGAGUGGUUUGCGUUCUGUAUCAGUCUCGAAUAUUCCAAUCGUCAAGCUCCCGCAUGCAACAUGCUGCUACACAGAUCACCGAGAUUGCCACCGAAUUGGAUCAGAUGAAUGUACUACAUUCGCUCCCGAUUAUUUGUUCUACAACUAUUCUGAUUGCGAUGAUAAUCCACCUGGCGGAAGUGCAGACCUCUUCCCCCGUGAAACAAGGGGUGACUAUGAGAGACAUUCAAUCAUGUAUUGAAUUAAUGAAGAGGCUGCAAGAUGUUCACUCAUCUAUGGAUAUUGUCAGUCAUCUUAUACUAACUGCCCUCCAAAAGUGUUCGCCAUCAUAGUAUAGAACUAUGAGGACUUGGCCUAAAUUAUCAUAUGCCAAUACGGUCACAGAGAUAGGGUGGACCGGCUGCCAAGGCAUGUGCAGAUCUUGAACACUAGGCUCUCCAACAUCAACUACAUAUUGC
This is a messenger RNA of Aspergillus caelatus, 1596 nucleotides long. RefSeq names its product fungal specific transcription factor domain-containing protein. Lineage: Eukaryota; Fungi; Ascomycota; Eurotiomycetes; Eurotiales; Aspergillaceae. Gene Ontology annotation, molecular function: zinc ion binding; DNA binding. The record is from RefSeq and is a predicted model, not a curated record. The transcript is spliced from 2 exons. Bases 1 to 1470 code for a protein of 489 amino acids. Gene Ontology annotation, biological process: DNA-templated transcription.